Ictalurus punctatus (channel catfish) is the source of this 5044-nucleotide messenger RNA. RefSeq names its product forkhead-associated (FHA) phosphopeptide binding domain 1 (gene fhad1). The coding region runs from base 331 to 4014 and encodes 1227 amino acids. Gene Ontology annotation, molecular function: protein binding. Lineage: Eukaryota; Metazoa; Chordata; Actinopteri; Siluriformes; Ictaluridae. The record is from RefSeq and is a predicted model, not a curated record. The transcript is spliced from 29 exons.
GCUGAAUUGUGCGAUUUGGAUUUAGUCACGCUUUUGUGGGCGGGGUUUCCCCUAACAGCGUUACCAUGACGCCCGUGUACACUUCGGUUCGUGACUUCACUUCAAUUCCCUGAGGUUUUAGUCUGUCGAGAUAUGUAAACAAUGUUACUUUUCAUCGAAGGAAUUUAAUUCAGAUAAAUGACACGAGGGCGAAAUAGUAAAUGCGGGUAAAUUCAUUAUGCGUGUAAAUCAAGAGGAACUAUAGCGUAUACAUGCGAUGUUUAAAAUGACAUAAAUCCAUCAGUGCUGAAGUUUAGUUGUGUGUUCUCUGGAUAUUCUUAGCAGCUUAAAAUGAGAGGUUAUCUUAAAACUUUAAACUGGAUAUUUAAACUCCAACCCAAGAUCACUACGGUGGGAAAACACAGGGAUUCACAUCUCUGUCUCCAGAAUGGUGGUGUGGAUGAGCACCAUGCUACUAUUGAAUGGAAUGAGAUGGACCACUGCUAUGUUCUUAACGACCUGAACUCUGCCCAUGGCACUUAUGUCAAUGACUGUCACAUACACAACGUAGCAGUGCGUCUUACACCAGGGGAUGAGAUUCACUUUGGCUAUGGAGGAUCAGCCUACAAGCUCUUAGUAGAUCCUGCAGACCCACUCCCUGUUCUGCCUAUCCAGUCAUCCACUUCUCCAGCUGGAGUAAGGAGUCGUGCUCUGUCCUCUUCUGUUACUCCUCAUCCUCCUCGCAGGCCUCGACCUGUAAGUGCAGGAGCUACACGCAGCAGUUUGGGCACAAAUGUUCAAGAUUACAGUGGCUCCUCUCAUAAAAGAGGAAGCUGUGCUAGCACUACAGGAAGAGGACUCGUUUUUAGAAAUGCAAGCAUGUCCCAGAGCUGUCAAAGUAUGCAGGACUUAUUACAAGACAAGGAAGAAAGCUGGGCACGGUGUAGGGAGGAACAGAGUGGUGUGCUGGCAUCUCAGGGUGAAGCUCAAAGGAAGGAGUGUAUGAUCUCAGCUCUGAGGGAGGAAGUGUCAGCACUCCGGUUACAGCUCUCCCAGAGCAACCAGAAUGACCCAGACAUCAGUCACAAGCUGUACAACCUGACCAGAGACAUCCAGGAGAAAAAAGAAGAGAUCCAACAGCUAAAGGAGCAGAUGCUGGAGAUGCAGGUGAGAUCUGAUGAGUGUAAUGGCCAGGCUGUAGCAGAGAGAGAUCAGAGGAUCAGCAAUCUCAAAAAACAGCUGGAUAAGCUGAAGAGUGAAAACAGCAAGUCAGCAGCACUGAUCAACAACACGCAGAAGGAUCUGUUGGCUCAGGAGAAACAGGCAUUAAAACUGGUUGCUGAAGUCGACAAUCUCAGAAAAGAUGCAAGACACAAGGAUGCUCAGCUUAGUAACAUGGCUAAUAAGCUGUCAAAGCUGAAAGAGAUUGAGAAGCAUCAGGAGGAGUUUCUUGCCAGGGAAAAAGAGGUGGAAUCCUUCAAAAAGACUGUGGAGCAGAUGGAGAAAACUCUGAGAGAGAAACAGAGAGAGAUAAAACAGCAGAAUACAGAGAGAGACUUACUCAAACACAGACUGGACCAGAAGACACAGGAGCAAAGCUGUCUGCAGUCGGAGAUGAGCAAACUGAAGCUGCAGCAGCAGCAAACACUCCAGAGAGAACAGAAAGCUCAAUCAGAACUAAAACACACACAGACAAGGCUUGAGAACAUUUGCAGACAAAUUAUGAAACAUGUACUCGUCACAUCAGAAACAGUAUCAGAACAGGAGAUAUUGAAUCGUUUGUCAAAGUUAAGGAACCAGAAGGAAGUGUAUAACUCCAGAGUGCAGGAAUUAGAGCAACAACUGCAAGAACACAAUGAGAACCAAAGGGUGGUGGAAGAAGACACUGGGAAACUCAAAGCCAGACUUGCUGAAUUUCAGAGUAAUGUACAAAAGGUAUAUUUGGUAGAUGCCAUGCAGAGGCAAAUAUCUGCUUUCCAGGAUGAGAAUGUGUGUCCUGCAGUCAGCUGGGUUCAGACUCACACACUCUCUAUACUGACCAGUCUACACACACUGCUACAGGACACAGCACACACACUGCUGGCAACAGGGGUUGAGGUGUCUGAGAAGACUGGAGGAGUCUCAGGUGCUGUAAAAACAUUGUGCCAGCAGCACCAGGAAAUCCAGUCACAACUCAGGAGGCUACAGGCAGAGAAGAAGAAGUUUGAAGAGAGGGAGGACCAAGCUCAGGCACAACAGAAACUUCAGGCAAAAAUGGAGGACAAUGUGAAACUGCAGCUGGAGAAAAUGAGCACUGAUCUGGAGGCAGUCAGAAAAGCUGAAGCUGUUUUACGACUGGAGAUGGAGACACAGGAGUUGAAGUGGCGCACCAAUCUGGAGGAAGCAGAGAAAAGAGAAAUUGAACUGAAGGAGAGGGUUAGAGAUGUAGAGCUGCAAGAGGAGCAGUGGAGAAAAAAAGUGAAGGAGGAGGAGGUAAGAGAAGAUGAGUGGAGGAGAAGAGUAGAGGAGGCCCUGCAGAGAGGAGCAGAGCAAGAGAGAGAGAGAACCAGAGUGGAGAUUGAGGAGUACAAGGAGCAGGUGCGGCAACAUGCUCACACCAUUGUUGCCUUCGAGGAGCAAAUGAAUUCAGCAAUACAGAAAGCGAGAGAGAUGCAGGAAGAGAGAGAUUCACUAACACAGCAGCUUACAGAGACAUUUAACAAGGUGGAGGAUCUCAAAGAAAGUCUUUCAUCAGAGCAACAGCAACUGAAGCAGACAGUGACAUCCUUCAGGGCAUCACUUGGAGUGUCCCAACAGGAAAUGGUCAGGCAGGGUGAGGUCACUGCAUCUCUCAGUCGUGACCUCGCCCACGCCCACGCUCGUCUCUCUGACCUCACAGGAGAACUGAGUGAACAGCAGAAAAUGGAGCUGGAGACACACAAAGCUUUAGUCGUGGACCAGAGAAUGCAACUGAGCAUGCUUACACAGAAGUUAACAGUGACCACUGAGCUGCUUGAACAGAAAGAGGAGGAACUGAAGACAUUGAGAGAGAAAUUGAUACGAACAGAGACAGAUUUGAAGAGAGAGAGGACAGAGCAUGCAGGCCUUCUUCCUCUAACAAGCCCACACACUAAGGAUGUUGCCAUUAUGGUUAGUCCCAGCUAUGUGCCUAAUCAGGUGUCCAAGCGCAAAGGUUGUCGUCAAGAAGAAAUGAUAUGUCAGGACAAACAAACCCUCAAUGCACUGAAAGAGAGGAUCAGUGCUGUAGAGCACAAAAGGCCCUGCAAGGUGUUGGCCCAGCAGAGGGAGCCAAUGAGACAGGACCAAAAGAAACCAGUUCAAAUGAAAGGUCAAAGGCUUAAGAGAUCUGCAGCAAAAAGAGACUCCUUCAGCUCUGUGAGUGGCUUUGCUUUCCCUGAGGCUCUGAGUGAAGCAGCACUGGAACGCACAGCAAGAUUGGACUUGUCUGAUGCUUUGGAGCUAAGUGAGAUGACGUAUGUGGAUCUGGCACGUGCAUUGUGUGAAGCUCUGGAGCUGAGUGAGGGACAGCUUUCAGGAUGUAUCCCACUGAAGCACCUGCCGCCAGGGGAGAGAGAGCACAUGGCCUUGCUCAGACAGGAAGACCUGGAGCUGUUACGAAGCCGACUCGCCCUGCAGAACAGCCAGAGCCAAAACAAAGAUCUGCUACUGCAAGAGUGCCAGAAGGAAAUACAGACACUCAGGAACAGCCAGGCCAUUGGGCAGCAGCUGCAGAUUGAGCUGGAUAAUGUGCAUUCAGAGCUGGCUACACUGAAACUGGAGAACAGUACACUACGCCAGACCCUGGAGGACAUGCAAACCCAGCUCCAACACUACUCUAACCACAGGAAGAGCAUGGCUCCGAAUAUAGACAAAAUGGAAGGGAGGAGUAGAAGAAUUGGUCAUCAUGACUGUAUACCAGACAAUAACUUUGGCAAGGUAGCAGUCAUGAAGAGGUCGAAGAAGCCAGCGAAGAAGCAGAGGGCAGAGGGUGAGAAGGAUGUCCCGAGGAAUGAACACGAAGAACGGGAGAGCUGAAACAUGGCCGCUCAGAUAGCUAGCGUGGCACAGCAACAGCAGAACUCUACGCUCACUGAGGCACACUGAGGCCCGCUGACACAGACAUUAGUUCAGGUUCAGUCCUCAAAAUGAAUGACUUGUUAUAUAAAAAAUGCACUUGAAUCCAUAUGAAGUAAAUUAUGUUUGCCAAAAGAAAUGGCCGCACUUCUCACAGUAGCCAACGACAUUAUAAAUAAAUGAUUGGUUUAUUUUUAUUUAAAAGAAGAACGACGUGUACUUUUUAUAUGUGUGUAGUAAUGUUGUGAAAGAUCUGCAAAACAAGUUAGUUUCUGUAAUCACUAAUAACAGUUGUUCCCUCACUAGCCUGUCUUUUUUCUCUUUCUUGAAGUUAACACAAAAAAUGCAACUUGCAAUGUUACUGAUAACUGUUGUGUCUGACAACUUUAAGGAACAGCUGUACAUUUGACAAAGUGCUGACACUGCUUCCAUAAAUAGUAAAUAAAAAUGUGUAACAGAAAAAUGUGCCCUAUCAACAAUUUUAAUGUUUAUGUGGACCGUCCAUCAUAUAUAACUUCAGUGUGUAAGUUGUUACUAUAGAAACAAUAACAUAUUAGAAUGAGCUCAGUAAUAUAAACCUGAACUACCACCAGAGUGAUGCUUUUAUAGCAAAUGAAUCAAUAAGUUCUGACCAAUCAGAACUCAGAAUUCAACACUAUGGUAUAAGAAAUUAUAAUGCAUUGCAAAGUAAAGUUGCUAUGCUGGUCUGUAAAGAGUUAACACUUAUUAACACAGACAUUAGAGGCUCUCUGUGUAAACAUAACUGCACACUUGCAGACAGAGACCAGAGUAAAAAUUAUGCAACACUAUUUGUCAAGGCUGUUAGUCCUCUGCAGUGUCUUACACACAUUAUGUAAAAUCUAAUUGUAGCAAUUGAUCGGAAAUACAAAAGCACACCAAUGCGUCAUAGGAAAAAAAUAAUUAUUUUUUUUACUUUCCAUAUUUUCUAUGAUCCACUGUAUUGCUAAUUCUUAAAGGUAAAUAAAUGAAA